GAUACACAAUCUGAUUUCUUCCCCUUCCUCCUCUCAUUCACGAUCCAUUUCCCCUUUUUUCAAAUCUAAGCCAAAUCUUUCACACCAAAAAUUUAUUCCGAUCUAUUUUUUUCGUUUCAAAUCUCGCUCAUGGUGCUUCAAUUUCAAGAGGAAAGAGGUACAACCAAUUUUAUUGGGUCGAAAUUGCAAAAGAAAAAGGUAUGUUUGGUAUAUUUCCAGACCCACCGUACCCCCUUUGAAGUUUUCACUUCUAAUUGCCUCAAUAACCUUUUUUUUAUUUUUGAUUCUUGACUUAUAAUUUGUAUAUUAAAAUUCGUGGUGAAAUGGUGAUACAAUUUUUGUUUUUGUAAAUGCUCCUCAUUGCUACGACCCAUGAUGAUUGAAUUACUAGUAAUGUAUUUUUUAUUGUAUACUUAGUUGUUUGCAUUUUUUAUUGAAAUUUUUGGUUUUUUAUAUUGAAAUUUUAUAGAAUUAUUAUUUUAAAAAAUUUGUUUUACUUUUUUGAUAAGCGUAUAAUCAUGUAUCUUUUCUUCCAUUUUAAUCUUUAUAUGUUGUGUAGAAAAAAACCUCUAUUUGUUAUUCUGGUUAUUCUCUUACAUGUGCUCGUUGAUGAAAUUAAAAUCUUACUGUGAUUUGAAAUAUAUUUUUCGAGAACUUUGGAGUUACUAUCUAAAUUUGUUCUAAUAAUUGAUAUUUAUGGUGUGAUAUCUUGUUAUAAUUAAGUCUUUUUGGCACUGCUUAAUGUACUACGGGCAUUGUACUAACCUCAUAUUUUGAUGCAUUUACUUUGCAUUUGUGUACUUUCUGAUUAAACAUUAUGCUUCAACUCCUUCUCCUUUAAAAAUGUAUUACACAACUUUUUUAGACACCAUUAAAUAUACUCCCUCCGUCCCCCUAAGAUCUUCUCGUUUUGAUUUUUUGCGGUUUUUAAGGAGAGUUGAAAAAAGGUGAAAGUUUACCAAAAUACCCUUAAUGAAAAUGGGUGGGGUGUAUUAAAUAAGGUGGAAAAGGUGUAAUAAAUAAAGUAAGUGGGGGUAGUUGUGGUAUUUUAAAUGUUAAAAAAGGUAAUGAGAAGAUCUAUGUGGGACAAAUAAAAAGGGUUAAUGGGAAGAUCUAUGGGGGACGGAGGGAGUAAUAUAUAUAAAUAAAAACAUAAAUAUAUUAGAAAAAUUAAAUUUUUACCAAUGAUAGGAUGCUCAGAGACGUCAACCCAAGCCGACGCCAAUAUGCACUCCUCCUCCGGCGUCCACUUUUGGAUUGACCGUGCCGCCUCGGCCGACGUGCUUCUGGCUUUGUGGCUCCUCCGGCGUGUACUUUUUUUCGAUCCGGACGGUUCCGGUUGAGUCUCCGGAACCAAAUCUCGGUCGACAUACCCCGAUUGUUGCGUCUCGUAGAUCGGCGGUCGAUCGCCCCACUGUUGGUACAACCACAUCGCGGCGUCACUCGGCGGGAGAUCGUCGGGAAAGAAGCCGGAGCCGGAAGGAUUCAUGUUGAAAAGAGAGGGGGUAAUUUUGAAUUUUAAAAAUUGGGAAGAAGAAGAGAUUGAAGAUGGAGAAGGUGUGAGAGAUUGGGAGAGGGGGUUUGAAUUUAUAAGAAUUUUUUUUUGAAUUGGGGGGUGCAAUGUCUAUUAUAGCCGUUAAGGGGGGAGGGGAAUGGAAUCACGCAGCGUCAUUCCUUUAACGCACGCCCAAUCAAGCCCAGAUAACGCCGGAGGGGGCGGUGUUUCACGCCUCGGGGCGUUAAAUGCCCAUUCACGCCGGCGGGCGUGAAGCUCAUUUCUAGUGCUCUAAGGCACAAACCGCAGUUCUCACCACACAAACUAUGAAUUGGUCGGAAACCUGGGAAUGUACGAUGUAAUUUUAAGUCUUUUUGUCGUCCAUAUAUCUGCUCCAUAGAGGAUUAACCCGUUGCAAGAAUCGAUCAAGAAGGGGAAUUUGUUCGGGGCGGAGGAGUUGAUGGUGCAGAGCUCGGCGUUGUGGGGGUAGUGGAGUUUCAAGAAGACGGAUUUUUGAGUGAUUCCGGUGCCUCCGAAGGACCAGAGGUGGAGAAUGAGACCGGAGUCGGUGACGGGCGGGUGGUGGAGCCGGACUCUGGAAAUCAAUUGCCGCAUGAUUUGGAAACUGUCUCCAGCUUCGCUAGGGAUUUCAGGGGGACGAAAGAGAAGAUGGUUUCGACGAUUUCGUCGCAUAGAUCUCCGAACUCUGUCGCCGGCGGGAUGACGGCCAUGGCGACCGCCUCUGCUUCUUUGUCCCUCCCCCCUGUUUCUUGAUUUUUCUUCACCGUCUAUUGUUCAUGAGCGGCUACCUAGGCCGACGACGUCAACAAAGAAGACACGGCAGGGACAAUGGCUACCUCAAGUAUGUUUCGAUUGUUUUUAGAAUUAGUUAAUUAUAUCUCAUACUAAAAAUUUGGCCAUGCUUACCCAUGGAUUUCACAGCUAGGGUUUAUAAUAAUCAAUAUUUUCAGAUUCCCUUCUAGCAAUCUCUGAUGAAAGUUUGAUUUUAACUUCGGGUGCAACCUUAGCACUGUAGUUUCGAUCUUCAAUCGAUUUUAAAAGAUGAUUUCAGGUGCAGUGAGAUUGAGGAUUUUUUGUUGCUAUGAGGAAGAAGACUCUUAGGACUUGAACGAUGGAGAUGACAAUGACCUCAACAAUUGUUCAUGCUACCUUUGGUGAGCUUUUAGUUAUUUCUUUUUUGACCUUACACCAUAAUGCUUUGUAUUUCUCAGAUGGGGUAUCUUAAUUCAAGGUUGUAAGCUAUAUUUCUAGGGCACCGAUGUCUUCCCCGAUUCUUGCGGGUUGGUGGAUUUGCCGGCUUAACUUUAGGUCUAGACAAAGAGGAUGGUGGCUAUGCCUUUUAAGUAGCGAUUCUGCAAGACAUACAAUUUGGUAUAAUACGGUCAGAGAAUUAGACAAUUCCAAUUUUAAAAUGUUCUUUUUAUUAAAUUACGUAGUAUGAUUUUUAGAUAAAUAAAAUCCAAUUUUAUAAAUUGGAUUAUCAAAUAUUAAAUAAUUUUAUGUUUAAUUUCAUUUUCUGUUUAUAGAGAAAUGUGAGUGUUUGAAUCCUAAUGUUAAGCUUUUCAAAUAACUCCUCGGUAAAAUAUCUUUGAAUAUAAAAGGCUCCAAUACAGUAGGCUAAUAAACUUUCUUUUUGUCAUUACUCCCUGAUACAGCAACUUUGUUUGCAUACCCAUACUCUAAGAAUGCUAAAAGUAUUUUUGUGCAUACUGGCAUUGCAAGCUUUAGGAAUACCCACUUUGGAGGCAUCAUAAUUGAAAUGAUAUGGAAUAGUUUUUUGGUAAUAGUAAAUGUAACGCCCUGAAACCCGGCUUAGUAGUUAGUCGUUAUUUUAAUAAAAAAUGAAUAUAUUAUUUAUUGACUUCAAAAUAUGAAUUAUUUAUAAAGUUGACCAUUUUAAUUAAAAAUUAGGUUUUCGGGUAGAUCUCGUAAAAUAGUGACCAAUGGUAUAUAGCUUGUUAAGUUGGGACUUUUGCGUAAAACGUGAUGAGUAAAAUAGAUGUUACAGUUCAAUAAGUAAAUAUAAAGAUUUUAUAAUAUAAUAAUUAUUAAACCUUCCUAAACCUUAGCCGUAAGAAAAAGAAACCCCAAUCCUAUUUGGGGAGAAAUACAGGGACCAUUUUUAUAUAUGCGUAUAAGCUUUAGGGUGGAAAAAAGGGUAAUCCCUAUUUCUAUACGUAUUGGACCUUGAGAUCCAAACCCUUUAGAGACCCAAACCCCUAACCCAAUUUCCUUAAAUACUCCAUGCGCUGCUCUGUUUCCCCACUGCCGUAGAUCACCAUCAUCCGCCUGCAUUUAUCUUCUUCGCCGCGCGACAAGACCGGAACAGAGGAGAGGGAAAUCGUUGGAGCAAUUCGGCAGAGAAUUGCUUGAAAGACGCUAGAAUUCUUAAGCCAAUUAGAGUGGGAUACCUUGCCAAUUGAUUCAAGGUGAGUGAUUUAUCUCUAGUUAAAAUUAGUUCGUAGAUUAGGAUUCAUUAAUAUGUUUUCAUCCAAUUGAUGUUGAAUUCGUAAGUAUGAUUAUGCGACUGAUUGUGUGAAUUUAAUUUGAGUUGGGAUAUGAAUUUGAUUUUGGAAAAUUUAUACAUUGCUACUACUGCUGUGUUUUGUUUAUCUCUUGCUUUGUGUUCUACGAUCAUGCUCUCUCUUCUCUCUCUGUUCUGUUCGUCUCUUCUCUCUCUAUAUGUGCUGACUUGCUACUGCCACUGCUGUGGCGGUGUGUUGCUAUUUCCACCUUGCUUCCAAACGAGAAGGGAAGUUACUGCUUCUAGGGCAUUUAGCAGUCCUUAUUGUCCGGUUGUGUUGCUUGAUUUAUGUGUUUUGUGAUCUAGAUUUGCAUCUGUUCUUCUGUUAGGCCUAUGUUCGUGUUAGGCCUAUGUUCGUGUUGUUCUUAGUAUGUAAGAUGUUAGUGAGCUUAUUGGUGUAUUGUUAUGUUGUGAAAUAAAAGUGUGAAGUAGGCCACCUAGUGGUACAAGGUGAAUCUGAGUUUAAUUAGAUAUUAGAAAUCAUAAAUCGGGUUGAGAUUAGAAACUUAGGUCAUGCAGGUGAAGUCGUACACAUAGUGGUCUCGAGGGUUAAAAAUGUGUGCACGGUGGUCAUUGACCCCUGGCGAGAGCCAGUGGGGGCCUCAACCCCCUCCAUUGCGAGAGCUUUGGAGUUAUGAGUGUGGGUUUGGGCGAGAGCCUAGAUAAUAUCUAGCAGGCAGAUGGAGUAAGGAAGCAUAAGAACUAAACUGAAAUAUAAGGGUAAAUAGUGGUAGAGUUGGAUAAUGAUAUUUGCUGAUUAUUCUGAUAUUGUAUGAUCAUAUGUGAAUGGGUGCUAGUCUAUGAGUUAGUUCUAGCGUUAGAUACUUCCACUCUCUCUAUUUUUACAGGUAGGGAUCAAGGAUUGGAUGAGGAGCAGCCUGGAGGAUAGUGAAGCGUGACGCUGGUGGAUGG
Cuscuta campestris is the source of this 4952-nucleotide messenger RNA. NCBI's taxonomy places the organism in Eukaryota, Viridiplantae, Streptophyta, Magnoliopsida, Solanales, Convolvulaceae. The record is from the annotation of a GenBank genome assembly.